Messenger RNA from Protomyces lactucae-debilis, 780 nucleotides. RefSeq names its product chorismate mutase. Gene Ontology annotation, biological process: aromatic amino acid biosynthetic process; chorismate metabolic process. The record is from RefSeq and is a predicted model, not a curated record. Gene Ontology annotation, cellular component: cytoplasm. Gene Ontology annotation, molecular function: chorismate mutase activity. The coding region runs from base 1 to 780 and encodes 259 amino acids. The transcript has a single exon. NCBI's taxonomy places the organism in Eukaryota, Fungi, Ascomycota, Taphrinomycetes, Taphrinales, Protomycetaceae.
AUGGAUUUGCUCGCGGAGAAACCGCUCAACUUGGCCAAUAUUCGCUAUGCCCUCAUCCGGCAAGAAGAUACAAUCAUCUUCAAGCUCAUUGAACGUGCUCAGUUUCCUCAAAACGGUACUAUCUAUAAACCAGGUGCUAUUCCUAUUAAGGACUUUGAUGGCUCCUUCUUGGACUUUGUGCUGGAAAAGUCUGAGCAAGCUCAUGCCCUCGUCCGCCGCUACCAAUCGCCUGAUGAGUAUGCCUUCUCCUCCAAUCUACCGGAACCCAUCAUCCCACCACUCCAGUACCCUUCACUCAUCAAGGCAGAUGGAGUGAGCGUCAACCACAAAAUCAAGGAAUUCUACCUAGAAAAAAUCGUGCCAAAGCUGUGUGAAAGCAAUGUAGGCGGUGACCAGGGCGAGCGAUUGGAAAACUAUGGCUCAGCAGCCGUGUGCGACGUCGAGUGUCUUCAGGCCUUGUCACGUCGUAUCCACUUUGGUAAAUUUGUUGCUGAAGUCAAAUUCCUGGCGGAGCGGGAAAAGUACACAAAGAUGAUUCAGGAGAAGGAUAUUGAGGGCUUGACCAAGGGUAUCACCAAUGCUGCAGUUGAACAGCAGGUCCUUGCACGACUCGAAAAGAAGGCCCGUAAUUAUGGCCGGGAUCCCGCAGAUUUGGAUAGCGCGGAAGCCCCUGGCAAGGUCGAUGUCGAGACGGUCGUGCGGAUGUACGAGAACUUUGUCAUUCCACUCACAAAAGAAGUAGAGAUUGAGUAUCUCCUGCGAAGGCUCGAGCUAGACUAG